CCCAAAACCCUUUUCCCAAACAACCACGAACCGCCACCGCUUGCGCCUCCCGUCAUUCUCUUCGCCGACGUCUUCUUGUCUGCAAAUCGGUUCUGUAACUGUAAGCUUUCUCUGAACUACUCUUAGUCGUAUCUCUCGAAGUUUUCUUAUAUCGUCUUCUAGAGAAAUAUGUCAUUAUUAGAAAUAAUCAUUAAAGCUUCAUCUGAGCCUGGCCGGACGGAUUAUGAGUCAGGAUAUCCCAUAGUUCUCGAUUCAGUUCCUGUUUUUAAAAGCCUUAAGCCUGAAAAUAAGGACCCGAUUGACCAAAUACUGGUUAGAAGGGUUAAUGGGUUUGAAAUUUCGCAACCUGAUAAUGAAAGAAUUGAAUUGGGCCAGAAGUUCUUCAAGGAGUUGAGAAGAAAAUUGAAGAAUACAAAGGGUUUUUCUAAAGAGGAGUUUUUACAAAUGUUUAAUGCAUUUCUGAUUAACACCUGGGAGAAGUUUAAGAAGGAGAAGGAGGAGCUCUCGGUUGGAAAAGAUAGGUCAGGGGAAGGUUACACUGUUAAAUUGGUUGAGAAGAUUGGGUCUCUGAUUGGCAGAGAUGUGAGGGGUUUGGUAUUGGAGUGUUGUGUUGUUUUGGAGCUUUGGGAUGCUUUGAAAGCUUUGAUUGUUAAUACACUGGUUGAGCAUUCUUGUGUUUCAAACUUGAUUAACAAUUUGAUUGAGAAAAGCAAGUCAGAUUUGAUCGUCUUGUGCAUCAAGCAUCUCCCAGACAUUCAGGGUUAUGAUCUUUUGUGCAUAUUAAAGUAUUUUUUGUGUCCCUCUAAAGAAGCAUAUGCGAAUAUGGUUAGCAUUAGGAAGGAGUGGGAAAGCCAAGCAUCGUUAGCAAUCGAUAAAGUGAGUGAUAAGAGCCUUCAUGGGAUGAAAGUGACCAUCGAGAAGGAUGCUUCUUUGUUGCUUAUGGUAGCUUAUGAUGGGUUCUCUGUGUCUGAAUUGUGCUUACACUAUUUGAUUGCGUCGAAGAAUGUUGAUGAAGUCAUAUUGGCUUCUUGUAUUAGUAGGUUGAAUGGUUCAGAAAUCAGGAGCUUGAUUCAGUACUUGAACAAGUGGUUGAAGAAGUAUGAUAGGUUCCCUCAGGUACAUCCUUGUCCAGAGGCAUCAUCUCUUUUGGGUUUGAAAGUUUGUGAGUGGAUUCCUACCCUUGAAGAUAUUGUGAAAUGUUUUGGUUUGGUUGUGGAUGAACACUUCUCCUCUAUACUUCUGCAUCCCGAAUUUCAUGAGGACAUGAAAUCCAUUGAGGAAGUUGCUAGUUCUUUAGCUGAUGAAGCAAGGUGGUGUGGGUCCAUGGCGAAUUUGGUCGAAAGUUUGAAAAGGGAUCAUAGAGGUGUGCCUGCAACAGGCAAUUCAUGCUAGUGAUACAGAUGGCAGAGCUUAUUAGGAUGCUCAGAAAUUAGGCCUAUUAACUAUAUGUGUUAUACAGAAAGACUCGUUAGGCAGUAACGGAAUAUGGCGGCGAUGCCCCAACCAGUCUCGGCAUUAGCCCUUCCUCUGAGAAACUUGCAACUGUGAAGUUUGUUGGGUAUUGUUUGCUAGAGUUUGGGAUUGUUUGCUGCGGAAGAGAGAAAUUUUACCAUGCUACAGCUAUUGGACGAAUCUUCUUCCAUUUUGCUUGGGAUUGUAAUGAAUAGAUUUUUUGCCUGAUGGAUAUUGUUAUGCAAUUUUGUAAUGAAUGAAGUUAUAUCUCAAGAGUCAAGACCUGCGCUCACAUGUUGAUUUUGGUUUAUGGUGAUACAAUUUUAUCACUUAAUCUUACCCAUGAUCAAAACAAAGACUUGCUUAUGGUUUGUG
Molecule: messenger RNA, 1827 nt
Organism: Oldenlandia corymbosa var. corymbosa
Lineage: Eukaryota; Viridiplantae; Streptophyta; Magnoliopsida; Gentianales; Rubiaceae
Source: the annotation of a GenBank genome assembly